Choloepus didactylus (southern two-toed sloth) is the source of this 2223-nucleotide messenger RNA. RefSeq names its product growth arrest specific 2 (gene GAS2). Gene Ontology annotation, molecular function: microtubule binding; cytoskeletal adaptor activity; actin filament binding. Gene Ontology annotation, cellular component: actin filament. The coding region runs from base 173 to 1168 and encodes 331 amino acids. Gene Ontology annotation, biological process: actin crosslink formation. Lineage: Eukaryota; Metazoa; Chordata; Mammalia; Pilosa; Megalonychidae. The transcript has 9 exons. The record is from RefSeq and is a predicted model, not a curated record.
GCUGCUGCCGCUGCCGCCCGACUGUUGGGGUGCGGAGAGCGGCUGCUGCAGGACCUGCGCAGGGAGGGGCCCGGCCCCCAGACGCUGCAGGAGCCGCGCUGGGAGCCUCGGCGCCUGUGAGAGCCGCCAGCAGCCCAGCUCCGGACGCGGGGGUAUUAGAAGUGGAUACAUAAUGUGCUCUGCUUUGAGCCCGAAGGUACGCAGCGGUCCUGGCCUCUCUGAUAUGCAUCAGUAUAGCCAAUGGCUGGCCAGCAGACAUGAAGCUAAUUUGCUACCAAUGAAAGAAGAUCUCGCCUUGUGGUUAACCAAUCUAUUAGGGAAAGAGAUUACGGCAGACACCUUUAUGGAGAAGUUGGAUAAUGGUGCUUUGCUCUGUCAACUUGCAGAAACUGUGCAGGAGAAAUUCAAAGAGAGCAUGGAAGCUAACAAGCCCACAAAGAGUCUUCCCUUGAAGAAGAUUCCAUGCAAAGCCAGUGCACCCUCAGGCUCCUUUUUUGCCAGAGACAAUACAGCAAAUUUCUUAUCCUGGUGCCGAGACUUAGGGGUGGAUGAAACUUGUCUAUUUGAAUCGGAAGGUUUGGUCCUCCACAAGCAACCCAGAGAAGUGUGCCUUUGUUUGCUAGAGCUUGGCCGGAUUGCAGCCAGGUAUGGUGUGGAACCUCCUGGUUUGAUAAAACUGGAAAAAGAGAUUGAACAAGAAGAAACACUCUCUGCCCCUUCUCCUUCACCUUCUCCCUCAUCAAAGUCUUCUGGAAAAAAGAGUACGGGGAACUUACUGGAUGAUGCAGUGAAACGAAUUUCUGAGGAUCCUCCUUGCAAAUGCCCAAACAAGUUCUGUGUGGAGCGGCUCUCCCAAGGAAGAUACCGAGUUGGAGAAAAGAUCCUUUUCAUUAGGGGUCUUCAUGGUUGUGACUAUGUCUCCACAGCCAAAGCAAGGCAGACGUUGAAGAUGCUGCACAACAAACAUGUCAUGGUCCGCGUGGGAGGAGGAUGGGAAACUUUUACUGGGUAUUUGUUGAAACACGACCCCUGCCGAAUGCUACAGAUCUCUCGUGUAGAUGGCAAAACAUCCCCCAUCCAAAGCAAAUCUCCAACACUUAAGGACAUGAAUCCAGAUAAUUACCUGGUAGUCUCUGCCAGUUAUAAGGCUAAGAAGGAGAUUAAGUGAAACAAGUUGAUCACUACAAGGGGACUCUCAUAAUGGCCUGUAUCCACUUCUCCAGUGUAGUCAGUUUAGUUCAUAUGCUCUGAAAACUAUUUUGGAAAAAGGUGUCACAGAGAGAAAAAUGUCAUCAUAUUGAAAGAUAUUCAAAGAGUAGCACUAUAUUUUUAAUGCUUUUGUAGAAAACGACCUAUUCAAAUAAAUUCUAAACUCAAUUUACAUUAGACAAGUUGUAGACAAAUUAUUACUUCUCAAUAUUUGAAUAUUUAGAACACAAAAACAAUAUUAGGAAUACAAGUCUAGCUAAAAGUUGUUAUUAGCAGAAAAUAUUUAAGAUUUACAGUUAAGUCAACAGAAAGUGCCUGCUUUAUGUCUACAGAGUAAAAGCACCCCAGACAUUUUUAUAAUUGUAGGAUUUUUAAGCUAAUUUUUUUUUAAAGUGACAAUUAGUGUGAUAAUGUGCUACUAAAAAAACCCAACAAUACUAUAAAUAAGUAUAGAGGAUUACAACAUUAAGACUUUACUGGAAAGGCCACUUCAGAAAAGUUUACAUUCACUUGGAAGAUUGCCUUAAAGUUUAUCUCUUAUCUAUGACCAAAUAUCUGGGGUACUUUUGGAAGUUUUUAGUAUACCCCCUUAGAGAAUUGCUUGUGAAUUGUUUCACACUUUCCUAAGCACGUGGCUGUGUUUAGAACAAUUUAGUGUAAUUCACACAUAUAAGCUAACAUACAUUUAUAUUUUGACAGAGUAAAUUGUAAAGUCAACUAUUCGACUUCAUAUUAUUUUAAAGCAUUUUCUUAUUAAAAUAUCUCUUUAGUUAAUUCUACUUUGCUAUGCUAUCUAGUAAAGUAAGUUCACUGUAGCCAAUGACGUUACAGACUUAUGUAUACCCUUAAAUACCUGGGACAGGGCUGUUUUCUGCCAAUAAAUGGCAAAAUAUUGUUCUCGCUGAUAUAAGAAUUAAAAGGAUAAAUUUAAAUUUUUUUUUUUUUUUUUUUUUUUUUUUUACCUAUUUCUGUGUCAAUGUCUCAUUCUGAAAUAAAGUUGAUCUUCAAAUGGCA